Messenger RNA from Salmo salar (Atlantic salmon), 1226 nucleotides. Its product is annotated as SLAM family member 7. The record is from RefSeq and is marked provisional. Gene Ontology annotation, cellular component: membrane. NCBI's taxonomy places the organism in Eukaryota, Metazoa, Chordata, Actinopteri, Salmoniformes, Salmonidae.
AGUGUUAACAGAUCUGACGAAUUAUCAACGAGACUCAAAAGAAAAUGUCGAUCACACUUCUGACUGUGUUUCUGGCGGAAGCAAUAAUCUGCACAGUUUCAGGUGAACAGCUUGACAGAAAAGUGGGAGGUGAGCUCCUGUUGACGCCGGACAAGUCCACAGUGCCUGACUCCAUCACAGGCAUCCUAUGGAAGCAUGGGAAUAACAAGGUGGCAGAGUGGGACAAGGAUUUUGAUCUGGACAUCUAUGCUGCCUUCAAAGAGCGCACAACCCUGGACCAGACUACUGGAGAGCUGAGAAUCAGUGGAUUGAUGAAAACAGACAGUGGAGUUUAUUCUGUGGAGUUCAACAGCAAACUGCUUGACAAGACAUAUUCACUGUCUGUUAUCAAGGCAGUCCCCAAACCCACAAUCACUUCUUCCUGUAAUGCCAACAAAACCAUCUGCACUCUGACCUGUGAGGGGGACACCACUGAUGCUGAACCUGUCACCUACAGCUGGAAAGUGGGAGAGGGGGCGUGGGAGGUCUUAGACAAACAGCUGAAUGUCUCUAAGAGUGAAACUGGCAAAUCAACCAACAGUUACAACUACACCUGCGAGCUGAAAAACUCUGUUAGUGGGGAAGUCAGCGAGCCAGUUGGAGAGGUGUUUGGCUCAGAUGGCAGGUUGACCAAUGCCAAGUUGUUUGGUAUUUCUGUCUUUGUUCUUUCUAGCAUGGCCAUCUACAGUAAACUACAGAGUUGUUUUUCGCUGCACUCUUUCAAUUACUCACAGAUGCCCCCUUCUGGAUGUACAGCCAAAAGCACUAUGGACACCGUUGUGGCCAGUUUGUGCUGUUUGAAUAUGUCUAGUUGUGUGCGUGUUUGUGUGUGUACCCACAAUGCCUGCAUGUGAGUUCAAGUCUCUACCCUUGAAUGACACUCACCUUGAGGUUCCAUUUCCUGCUCUAAAAAAAUGGUGAUAACCUCAAUUAAAAUAAUGUUUGUCUGCCAUUGUUAUUACCCUGACUGAAAUCGAUGAAUAAACUACAAAUGUCUUGAUCUUCUGAAACUUUGGUUUCAAAUGAUUAAAAAUGGUGAUACCCUCAAUUAAAAUAAUGUUUGUCUGCCAUUGUUAUCACCCUGACUGAAAUCGAUGAAUAAACUACAAAUGUCUUGAUCUUCUGAAACUUUGGUUUCAAAUGAUUAAAAAUGGUGAUACCCUCAAUUAAAAUAAUGUUUGUCUGCC